AUGGCAUCACUAGCUGCUGCACGAUAUGGAAAGGACAACGUCCGCGUUUACAAAGUCCACCGGGAUGAAAAGAAACAGACACAGACCGUCACGGAAAUGACCGUUUGCUGCCUGUUGGAAGGGGAUAUCGAGACAUCCUACACCGAGGCCGACAACAAACCUGUCGUAGCCACUGAUACCGUUAAAAACACCAUUUACAUUCUUGCCAAGCAAAACCCUGUAGACCCUCCGGAACUGUAUGGUGCUAUUCUAGCCGCACACUUUCCAGCAAAGUAUAGUCAUAUUCAUGCUGCUCACGUCAACAUUAUUGUUCACCGUUGGACUCGUAUCAACGUCGAUGGGAAGCCUCACCCUCACUCUUUCUUGCGAGACGGCGCCGAGACUCGAAACGUUGAGGUCACAUUUCGCAGAAACGAAGGAUUCACGAUCACAUCCAAGAUCGGUGGUCUCCUCGUUCUUAAGAGCACUGGUUCCGCGUUCCACGGUUUCCACAGAGACGAAUAUACCACACUAAAGGAGACAUGGGAUCGCAUCUUGAGUACAGAAGUUGACGCUCAAUGGACUUGGAAACGAUAUCAGACCGUUGCCCAAGUAGAAUCGGAUGCUGCCACAUUCGACAAAACAUUUGAAGCCGCACGAAAAACCACCCUCAAGAUCUUCGCCGAGGACAACAGUGCCAGUGUCCAGGCAACCAUGUACAAGAUGUGUGAGAAUAUCUUGGCCGAGGCCCCUAGAGUUGAAGCUGUUGAGUACACCUUGCCGAACAAGCACUACUUUGAGAUUGACCUUAGUUGGCACAAAGGACUCAAGAAUACAGGGAAGGAUGCCGAAGUCUACGCACCUCAAUCUGGUCCAAACGGCCUCAUCAAGUGCCGAGUUGUUCGCAGGCCAGCCUCCAAGCUGUAG
Orbilia oligospora ATCC 24927 is the source of this 906-nucleotide messenger RNA. RefSeq lists its product as uncharacterized. Gene Ontology annotation, cellular component: peroxisome. The transcript is spliced from 3 exons. Gene Ontology annotation, biological process: urate catabolic process; purine nucleobase catabolic process. Lineage: Eukaryota; Fungi; Ascomycota; Orbiliomycetes; Orbiliales; Orbiliaceae. The record is from RefSeq and is a predicted model, not a curated record. Gene Ontology annotation, molecular function: urate oxidase activity. The coding region runs from base 1 to 906 and encodes 301 amino acids.